Molecule: messenger RNA, 2141 nt
Organism: Bufo gargarizans (Asiatic toad)
Lineage: Eukaryota; Metazoa; Chordata; Amphibia; Anura; Bufonidae
Gene: PIF1
Product: PIF1 5'-to-3' DNA helicase
Exons: 13
Coding region: 77-2053 (658 amino acids)
Biological process (GO): DNA repair; telomere maintenance
Molecular function (GO): DNA helicase activity; ATP hydrolysis activity
Source: RefSeq, a predicted model, not a curated record
UGCGAGGACCGAGGAGGAGAUCGCGGGGCUCAGAGCCGGGGGAGAUCUGACGAGCCGCACACCCAGCUCACGGAAGAUGAAUCUGGCCGACCACUUGUCCCCAGAGAUCCAGAGCAGCGUCGCCAUUGAAUAUCUGAAUGCCUCCGGACAGGCGAUAAAACGGAAAGUUAUCCGUAACGCCUUCACCUCGCUGGGACGCAAUGAGUUCCGGGAGCUGGUGCUGCAGGUCAGUGAUGGGAAGUUGCCCCAAAACUUCAUCCUGAGGCAGAUCCAGAUCUUCACCCGCUUCAUCCGAGACGGGAAGAGCUCCAUCGUGCUGCGGCCGGACAACGUGCAGCUGCUGAUCUCCAACUGCCCCUCGGACAAGCUGAAGCACUUCAUGAAGACCCUGAUGAUAAAGCACGAGGCGGGGAAGAGCGAGAAGCCGGUGAACGAGCGGAUGCGCCUAUUGUCGGGGCUCCCACGAGUAUUUGAGACUAUCAGCCCCAUCCAGAGGAAGGAUGUGGAGCAGGCGAAUGAAAUGAGGGCAAAGGUCAACACCCAGACCCCUGUGAAAGGGAAGGGGCUCAGUAACCGAGGACCCAAUGCUGCAAACCGAUGUCCGCAGAAACGACCGAGGACCGCAUCAGCCGAGAACAGCCUGAUUUCUGAGCUCCGUCCCAGCAAAAAGCCGGCUCUGACCAUGCCCCAGCAGCUGCAGCUCUCCACCGAGCAGUCCAUGGUCCUCAGCACCGUCCUCAGCGGGAAGAAUGUCUUCUUUACCGGAAACGCAGCUUCACCUGCAGAACAGCUAUUUCCGCCUUGUAAAGUCUCUGCCUCGGUUUCCUUCUUUCCAGGCACCGGGAAAUCUUACCUCCUGAAAAGGAUUGUUGGGGCGCUGCCCCCUAAAAGCACUUAUGCGACAGCGAGCACAGGGGUGGCCGCCUGUCACAUUGGUGGCACCACACUACAUGCCUUUGCAGGUAUCGGUUCUGGGAAGGCUCCGCUGGAGCAAUGUAUAGAGUUGGCCAAGAGGCCGGGGGUCCGUCAGCACUGGAUAAGUUGCCGACACCUGAUCAUAGAUGAGAUCUCCAUGGUGGAAGGAGAAUUCUUUGACAAGCUGGAGGCUGUCGCCAGGGCGGUCCGCGGGCGGGACGAGCCUUUCGGUGGGAUCCAGCUCAUCAUUUGUGGAGAUUUUCUACAGCUUCCACCAGUGACUCAAGCCUCAAGUCAGACAAAGUUUUGUUUCCAGAGUAAAAGCUGGAGGAGAUGCCUUCACCUGACCAUGGAGCUGACGGAAGUGCGGAGACAGACGGACAAGAAGUUCAUCUCUCUGCUGCAGGCCGUUCGUCUGGGCAGAUGCACGGAGGAGGUGACGAGGCAGCUGCUACUGACCGGUAACAACAAAAUUGAGCGGGACGGGAUCCUGGCGACGCGACUCUGCACCCACAAGGACGACGUGGACCUGACCAACGAGCGACGAUUGCAGCAACUGUCUGGGGAGGUGCACAAAUAUGACGCUCUGGACAGUGACCCAAUGCUGGCGAAGACAGUGAAUGCGCAGUGUCCUGUUGGAGAUCAGAUUCUGCUGAAGAAGGGCGCUCAGGUGAUGCUGACCAAGAAUCUGGAUGUCGCCCGAGGUUUAGUGAACGGAGCGCGAGGAGUCGUCGUCGGGUUUGAAGGAACAGAAAGACCUCUGCCUAAAGUGCGCUUCCUGUGCGGGGUCUUGGAGGUCAUCAAGCCAGAGCGCUGGGUAAUUAAAGCUCAUGGUGGGGUCUACCUGAGCCGGCAGCAGUUACCCCUGAAGCUGGCGUGGGCCAUUUCCAUACACAAGAGUCAGGGAAUGACGCUGGACUGUGUGGAGAUCUCCCUGUCACGUGUGUUUGAGAGCGGCCAGGCCUAUGUAGCGCUCUCCAGAGCUCGCAGCUUAGAGGGUCUCCGAGUAAUGGAUUUUGAUCCCAAGGCGGUAAAUGCGAAUCCCUACGUCCUCCAGUUCUACGCUAGACUCAAGAAGGAGCGAGCGCUGUACCAGACGUCUCUGGAUCCGUACUUGGGAGGAAAGGAGAAUAACUGAUGUCGUGUUCGUUUUUUAUCUUUUUCCUGUGUAAAUAUUAAUGUACAGAACAAAUUGGCACUUUUUUAAAUUAAAGCUUAUGUAUUUU